Molecule: messenger RNA, 3420 nt
Organism: Exserohilum turcica Et28A
Lineage: Eukaryota; Fungi; Ascomycota; Dothideomycetes; Pleosporales; Pleosporaceae
Exons: 3
Coding region: 1-2997 (998 amino acids)
Biological process (GO): actin cytoskeleton organization
Cellular component (GO): plasma membrane
Molecular function (GO): protein binding
Source: RefSeq, a predicted model, not a curated record
AUGGCCCAGCGCUCCCACACCGAGGGCUGCCGCCCCGGUGACACUCUCGUCGUCGUCCACGAGUUUGUCGCCCGCAGCCCCGACGAGCUGAGCCUGAGGCGCGGCGACCGCAUCGAGCUCAUUGAGCGCGACGACGACUUUGGCGACGGCUGGUUCCUGGGCAAGAACACCGAGACAGGCGAAAAUGGCCUGUUUCCAGAAGUCUACACACGACCCGCCCCCAAGCGCACUCCCAUCCCCACUAUGCUUUCGCGCAAUCCCUCCCAGAUGUCUGUGCCGUCUCCAGACACACUUGGCCCGCCCGGCAUGGCAAUCUCAGAGCCCCCGGUCGCCAGCCCACCGCCAUGCUCGAAUGCCCCUCCGCCCCUGAAAUCCGCCUCGACAGAGCCGCUGAACAUUGCCCAGGGCCCAGAGGUUGUCCGACGAGCCUCGAUACAAAGCGGCUCUCGCACCAUCAGCGCCACACUGAGCGGAGACGCGCCGCCCGACGACGACACCAUGGGCAGCCCAGUCAUGCACGAGACGCUGAGCGUCAUUGACGAACACAUUACAGGCAUGAACACGCCCAGGCAUGCUGCCUCGGUGGCCAAGGAACUACGAGCCAACGACUCCGGAAGCGAAUACAGCAGCAACCAUCGCCUGUCGUACAUCAACGGCCAGGAAACCGACGACGAAGAGCAAAACUGGCACACCGAGGAAGAGGUCAAGACGUGGUCGCCUGCCCGUGUCGCCGACUAUCUGGAAGACGUGGGCGUGGAGAAGAAGCACUGUCUAGUCUUCAGAGACCAGGAAAUCGACGGCGAGGCCCUGCUAGGAGUCGACCGCAACUUCAUCUUCAUGCAAGAGUUUGACUUGGGCCCCAUGGGCCCGCGCUUGCGCACCUGGAUGAAGAUCAACGCCCUCCAGUCCGAGGUCAAGAACGCAAAGGAAGCUGCCAAGGCUGCUCUGGCCCUGCCCUCUCUCGAGGGCCACGACGAAUUCCCAAUUGACGGCGGAAGAAACCGAGCUGCCUCUGCUGGCGCCGUCCUUCCCCGCAUACCAACGCUUAGGGAAAGCAUAAGCUCACGAGGCAGCACCGGCCGCCAGCAAACUCCACGCGCUGCUUCAUCUGCCGGCCUGUCCAAUAACGAUGCCACAUCCCCACUCAUUCAACACACGCCUGCCUCUCCUCCCAUGGGGUCCCCUGUCCGUCCCUCCGCCUCGUCUGUCCGAAGCAUGAACCAUGGCAGACGCCAUUCCUCGGUUGACUACAACCAAGGCCCGUCCACUGCAUCCUAUGGCAUCAACAAGGCAUCCAGCUCUGCAUCGGUACAUCCGCACAGGAAAACCCCAUCUUUUGACCGCAACUGGACAAUGGGCUCUUCGCAAAAGGCCGCCCAAGUGCCCAGCCGACCGGCGUCUUCGCAUCACACCCAUUCGUCGAGUACCAAUGGAACUUCGUUUGACGCUGCAGAAGCCGGCCUGGCCCCUGCAGAGAUUGACAGGGGCUACUUUUCUGGUGGCGAGAUUGACAAUCGGAAGAACAGGAACGUCUUGCGUAAGAGAGACAGCCCCAGUCACUCUCGCAAUGCCAGCUACAGUACAGAAGCUGAGCGGCGCAUAUCAUACGGCCGCCGCCACAGCAGGAUGGGCAGCGCAGAUUCAGCCUUUCGCCCCGCUAGCCCCAUCUCUGCCGCCGCGAAACAGUACUAUGGCACCAGCAUUAAAAGCGAGCGCAGCUCCAGAGCCUUUGACUUUGUGCGGCCCUUGAAGCCACAGACGGACAUGCACCCAACCGUCACCAAGCUCACAUACGACUCGCACAGUAUCGAUGCCAUUGCAAACUCGCCACGUGUCGCUGGCAGCGAAACAUCGAGCAAUGGCCGCGCAUCGCCGUCUCCUGCUGCCGCCUCGCAUACUCGGUCCUUCUUCAGCAGCAAGAAAGGGUCCCAGUCUAGGGGCCUGCGUGCUAUUUCGGAUGCAAUUACCGGCGGCGAAAAGGCCAACGCCAGCGCCGCAGAUGUCAGUGCGCCGCAUAAAGAUUCUCCGAUGCAGUCACCGUCACGAACCGGCUCCAGUACCCCGUCCGGCAACUCACUGUCAAAGAGCAUCGAACUCGACAAAACAGAUGCCGUCAGGCGCCUCACCGGCAGCUCCACCGCCACUAAAGAAGGUCGAAAAAAGGCCAAGAAACAUGGAACCAGCGCAUAUCUCAAAGGACGACAGCAAAUCACUCCUCAGCAAGCCAUGGAAAAUUGCGACUACAGCGGUUGGAUGAAGAAAAAAUCUUCCAGUCUCAUGACCACGUGGAAGACUCGCUUGUUCGUACUGCGCGGCCGACGCCUUGCCUAUUACUACACGGAAAACGACACGGAAGAGAAGGGCCUCAUUGACAUCUCCUCGCAUCGUGUCCUGCCAGCCAACGACGAGCGAAUGACCGGUCUCCAUGCAUCCUUGACUGGUGCAGCGUCAUCCCCAACGUCACCUCAAAAUGCCACCAUUCAAACAACGGCCUCAGCAGAUAGCGCAAAAGGUAUUCCAGGUGUAGAGAGCGAUAUGGCAGGCAUGUUCAUCUUCAAGCUUGUGCCACCUCGUGCUGGUUUGCAAAAGGGUGUGCAAUUCACCAAGCCCAUUGUGCAUUAUUUCGCAGUCGACAGCCUCGCAGUAGGACGAUUGUGGAUGGCAGCCUUGAUGAAAGCGACAAUUGACCGCGACGAAGCCUUGCCCUUCACUACUACAUACCAGCAAAAGACCAUCUCGCUUGAGAAGGCUCGCGCCAUGCGCCAGCGCCCUCCCAAUCUGAUGGACGAGGACCUUGAGAAUAGCUUUGUCGACGCGGAAAGGAAGAGUGAAUACUCCAAAGAGAGUCUUCAAGACAGCACCAUACAUGAAGAAGAUGAAAAAGGUCUUGCAAUAUCAGGACUCGAUGAUGCCAAAGCCCUCUUGGCGUAUGCAGACAGCAGCGACCACAACAUGGAGCACAAACACGACAGCACGGCUACGGCACUAGCGAUAUGAGAGCGAUCAAGGUCUUGAUGUCCUUGUAGAUCAUGAUGACUCUGCGCUUUGUUUCGUUUUUUUUUUCUAUUUUACAAACCAUGCAUUAAUAAUCUACUUGGCGACUCACUACUAGAGUCAAACACAAAGGGGAACGCGGUGGACAGCUGUAUGUAUGCUCUGGGAGGCGCGUCUCUCUCUCUCUUUCUCUCUCCUUCUUGUCCUUUUAUCUUGAAUUUCCUCGAGCGAAAGACGCUCCACCAUCUGUGUCUUUUCAUUUUCCUUUACCCCGGCCUCGUCUUCUCUUUCCAUGAAAUACAGUCAUGAAGAUGGACACAUCACUAUAUAGCAUACCCCUCUCUUUGUCUUGGUCAUCUUGCAUAGUGGAUGAGAUCGUUUAUGAUGAAUUUAGGGCAGUAUAUUUGGUGGAAAAGUGAGUCAUGU